Molecule: messenger RNA, 7915 nt
Organism: Zootoca vivipara (common lizard)
Lineage: Eukaryota; Metazoa; Chordata; Lepidosauria; Squamata; Lacertidae
Source: RefSeq, a predicted model, not a curated record
UCUAGGAACUGGGUUUUUGUGUUCCCUUUUUGGAGAAAAUUGGAGGAAGCUUACGCCUGUGGAUGCCGAGUGUUAAAGAACAAGACAAAUGGCCUGAGCUGAGAGACAGGCAUCCCCAACCCUGUGAGUGAAAAUGGCUGCAGAGCAGGGGCCAGAAAUCCCAGCAGCCUCUCUGGGUCUCCAGCUCCAGUGGGUGGCAGAGGCCAGUGCGAAGCCAGGAAUUAAAACGGAGCAGGCGGAAUUGGCAAGGCUGGCACCAGAGAUGGAACCGGAAGAGGCAGGAGGCUCCUCUCCUGCCCUCCAGAAUGGGACGGAGGGGCCUGGUCUGAGCUGGACGGAACCACGAUGUAUCAAAGAGGAGCCGGAAGAGGAGCUAUCAUCCCGGCAAUGGGAAGCCCAGUGGCAGGAGUUCCUCCGGACUGUGCAGGCCCCGCACUCUGGGGGAGAAGGAAGCCCACAGCUCCCAGGGGAUGGGGCAUGGGGCGAGACGAAGCCUUCUGGGUCCUCCUUCGAGGGCGCAGCCGUUCCCAGCCAGUGGGCUGGAGCAGUAGAGAGCAGGACCAGUCUUCCUCCAGGAUCAGCCCAGCCAGCCACUUCCACACCAGACGCUGCCAGCCGAGGAAACAUGGGGCAAGCGAAGGACAUCAAGAUGGAGGAGGUCACCAGCUCAGAGGCCCAUCGCCAGCUCUUUAGGCAGCAAUGCUACCGGGACGCCCAGGGCCCUCGCGAGGUCUACAGCCUCCUGAGGGAGCUUUGCCAUCAGUGGCUGAGGCCAGAGAAGCACACCAAGGAGCAGAUCGUGGACCUGUUGAUCCUGGAGCAGUUCUUGGCUGUCCUGCCCUCGGAAAUGGGGAGCUGGGUGAAGGAACGAGGCUCGGAGAGCUGCGUCCAGGCUGUGGCCCUGGCAGAGGAAUUCCUCCUGAGGCACCAGGAGGCGGAGAAUGCGGGACAGCAGGGACUGAGGACCAUUGCAGAAGCGGCUGCUUGUGUCACUGAAGGAGAAAUGCAGGAAAACAGGGUGACUUCAGGUGUUGGCGGAGAAAGUGAUCGAGGUGGCAAAACGCUGAAAGGGGAAACUGAGGAAAAGCAGGCGUGGAGGACAAACGUCGUCGCUCCCGAAGGCGACAAUGUGCAUGAAGUUCAGAUCAAAGAAGAACAUUGCGUUGGAAAUGACAGGACUGAAUUCCCCCUAUGUGCAAAAAACUUAGCUAGUUGGUCGUGCCUUAGAACAGACAGAAGAAUGCACGCUGGGGAGAGACCAUUUAAAUGUGCCAACUGUGGGGAGAGCUUCAGUAGCCGGAAAAGCUACGUUAUCCACCAAAGAAUCCACACAGGGGAGAAACCUUAUAAAUGCUCAGACUGUGGAAAGAGCUUCAGGCAAAGGAUACAGCUUACCAUUCAUCAGAGAAUACACACAAGCGAGAAUCCCUUUAAGUGCUCAGAGUGUGGAAGGACCUUCCGAUGCAGCUCAAACCUCACUUCCCAUCGGCGAAUCCACACGGCGGAGAAACUCUUCCGAUGCUCGGCGUGCGGAAAGAGCUUCAACCAGAGCAAAAGUCUGACUUUGCAUCAGAAAAUCCACACGGGGGUGAAACGCUUCAAAUGCUCAGAGUGCGGGAAGAUCUUUAGCAGGAGCAAAAGUCUUAACUUGCAUCUAAGGAUCCAUAUGGGAGAGAGGCCAUAUACGUGUUCGGAGUGUGGGAAAAGCUUCAGUAGGAGGAUAAGCCUUACUCUGCAUCAGAGAAGCCACACAGGUGAGAAGCCGUACAUGUGCAUCCUGUGUGGAAAGAGGUUCAGCAGGAGCUCGAACCUUGGGUCUCAUAAGAAAAUCCACACAGAGGGGAAACCAUAUAAAUGUCUGCAGUGUGGAAAGAGCUACCGACACAGCAUCACCCUUGGUAUUCAUCAGAGAAGCCACACAGGAGAGGAACCCUAUGUGUGCCCAGUAUGUGGGAAGAGAUUCGGUCAUAAGCAUCAUCUUACUUCACAUCAGAAAAUACACACAGGCGAGAAGCCGUUUGCCUGUUCCGUGUGCGGAAGAAACUUCAGCCACAACAUCAGUCUUAAGAGACAUCAGAGAAUCCACACAGGGGAGAAGCCGUAUAAGUGCUCAGAGUGCGGGAAGGACUUCAGUCGGAGCACCAAUCUUAGGUCCCACCAAAGAAUCCACACGGGGGAGAAACCGUACACGUGCUCCGAGUGCGGAAAGAGCUUCAGUCGGAACACCAGCCUCACUAACCAUCAAAGAAUCCACACAGGGGAGAAACCCUAUAAAUGCCCGGAGUGCGGAAAGAGCUUCAGUCGAAAAACUGGUCUUACUUCUCACCAGGAAACCCACAAAAGGAGGAACCGUAUUGGUGCUCGGAGCGUGGAAAGAACUUUGGCAGUCACACACGCUUUAACUAAUGCGAAAGAAACCGUGGAAGGGAAAAUAGAGAAUCUGGAGAGUGCAAUCCCCUCGGGGUCCCCGGGGCUGCUGUGGAAGGAGGGGACUUAUUUCCAUUUUGGGGAAGAAGCCUUCAUCCUUAAGCAGGUGGAUUUCCAGUUUUUCCUGCAAAGUACCUUCUCUGCUUGGCGGUGUGUGCCAUUGACCUGUUUCCCAUGCUGGAUUUGCCUCCACCCUAAAUCCCAGGCUGUCGAAAGAUUCGGCAGCAAGGGAAGGAGCCGCUCCCGACCUCUCGGGAGCCACGGAUCGAAGAUGGGGGAGCGGGAGCUGGCUGGGUCCAUAGCAAGACAGGACCUUUGCGUCACCCAGACUAGGAGCAGCAGAGGAUUCUGGGAAAGAACCGCGCAGGAGAUCCAGGGCGAGGAGGUCAUCCUCAGCUCAGACACUCAACACCAGCAAUUCAGGCACUUUCACUACCAGGAGGCCGGGGGACCCAGAGAGGUUUGCAGCCAACUCUACUAUCUUUGCCGUCAAUGGCUGAAGCCAGAGCAACACACCAAGGCUCAGAUGCUGGAUUUGGUGAUCCUGGAGCAGUUCCUGGCUGUCCUCCCCCUGGAGAUGGAGAACUGGGUCAGGGAAUGCGGAGCGGAGACCAGUUCCCAGGCGGUGGCCCUGGCCGAAGGUUUCCUCCUGAGUCGGGCAGAGGACAAGAAGCAGGAAGAGCAGCAGCUGGGUCCCUUACAUCGCUUCCAGCCCCGGACGCUGCCAGCAGAAUCGGUCCCCACUUCUUCUGAAGCCGAGAUGCCUCCGUCGGAUUCCAGGCGGAGUCGGCCCUCCUGGGGGGUCGCGCAGGAGGGCGAAGGAAACUCCAGCUCCCCGGGUGAAGGAAUGCUAGUGGCCAUGCAGACCGAGCCUUCUCCUCUUGCUGGUGGAGGAGGACCUGUGGCACCUGACCAGGUUCCGGUGACGUUUGAGGAGGUGGCUGUGUAUUUCACGGAGGAGGAGUGGGCUCUGCUGGAUCCGGACCAAAGAGCCCUGCAAUGGGAAGUCAUGGUGGAGAAUUAUGGGAUUCUGGCUUCUCUGGCAGGAGUUAGGCAGAAGAUCGGGAAUGAAGAAACACCGUGCGCCGUCUCCUUGGAAAAAGCCAAAUGUUUGGAGGGGGAACAGCAGAAAAGGGAAACUGAGGCAGAAGAGAAGAGGGGAAAUCCCUUCCUCACUUCCGACUUCCACAAAAUCGCAAUCCAUGAAAAGACGGACGCCGAAAAGAUGUGCCAUGUGUGUGUUGUGUGUGGGAAAAGCUUUAGCCGCAAAUCACACCUUAACGAACAUCAGAGAAUCCACACCGGGGAGAAACCCUACAAAUGCGCCGAGUGUGGCAAGAGCUUCCGCCGGAGCACGGACCUCUCCUCUCAUCAGAGAACCCACAUGGAAGAGCAGCCGUUCAAAUGCUCCGAGUGUGGGAAGAGUUUCCGGGGGAGCUCGGACCUCCGGUCUCACAAGCGGAUCCACACCGGGGAGAAACCGUACGCCUGCUCUUUGUGCGGGAAGAGCUUCAGCCACAGCAUCAGCCUCAACUCUCAUCAGAGAACCCACACGGGAGAGCAGCCGUUCAAGUGCUCCGUUUGCGGGAAAAGCUUCACGCGCAACACGGGCCUGACUCUGCACCACAGAAUCCACACAGGGGAGAAGCCUUAUACGUGCUCGUUGUGCGGCAAGAGCUUCAGCCACAGCAAGAGUCACGCCAUCCACCUCAAGGUGCACGCAGGGGAGAAACCCUACACGUGCUUGGAGUGUGGGAAAAGCUUCAUCGGGAGCUCGUACCUUAAGUCACAUCAGAGAAUCCACACAGGGGAGAAACCCUACACGUGCCCCGUAUGUGGGAAAAGCUUCAGGUGGAGUACAAACUUUAAUGAACAUAAAAAAAUCCACGCGGGGGAGAAUGUGGUGAAUUCUAGGAAUCCCUGGAUUGGAGAAAGUCCUCUUGGAAGGGCACAGAUCUUUGUAAUGGAGGAUUCAGAGGAAGAUGGCAGCCGGUCGAUGAGGCUUUUCGAGCCCUGCUGGGCGUCCGAUUGGAAGCGCGGCCAGAAGAUGGAAGGGAGAGGCAUGGCUGCCCCCAAAACAGGAAGAGCCCCACAAAAUGUCAAGACUGUGAGCAGCAGGGGGUCCUGGGAAAGGGUGGUGCAGAAGGAGCUGGCUGGGGGCACCCACAGUCCACAUGCCAAGUGCCAACGCUUCAGGGGGGUUGGCUACCGGGGUGACCAGGGACCCCGAGAGGUUUGCAGCCAACUCCACCACCUUUGCCAUGAGUGGCUGAAGCCAGAGCAACACACCAAGGCUCAGAUGCUGGAUUUAGUGAUCCUGGAGCAGCUCCUGGCUGUCCUGCCCCCAGAGAUGGAGAGCUGGGUGAGGGAAUGUGGAGCGGAGACCAGUUCCCAGGCAGUGGCCCUGGCCGAAGGUUUCCUCCUGAGUCAGGCAGAGGAGAAGACGCAGGAGGAGGAGCAGGGUUUCUCGCUGCUGUUUUACGCAAAGGGCCUGUUAGGAGAAGUCGCUGCUGAGUUCCCCGAGGCAGAGGAGACAUCGCCAGAGGAUGCCACACGGAGGCUGUUGUUCAGGUGGAUCGUGCAGGAGGGCGACGGAGGGGCCGGCAUGCCAGGUGGUGGAAAGUCGCCAGGAACGGCUACGGAAUCGUCUCCUCUCCGUGGUGGAUCAGAAGCAGCCUCUUUGCAGCUGGAUCCGGUUCUGGUGACGUUUGAGGAGGUGGCUGUGUAUUUCACGGAGGAGGAGUGGGCUCUGCUGGAUCCGGGCCAAAGAGCCCUGCAAUGGGAAGUCAUGGUGGAGAAUUAUGGGAAUCUAGCCUCUCUGGAUGACGCCUGGGUGAACUGGAAUGAGGAAAAGCUUCAUAGAGCAUCCUUUAAAAGAACCCAAUGUACAGAGGAGGAGGUACAUAGAAGGACAACAGAGAGCAAAGCAAAGGAGAUAAAGUGGAACAAAUCUUUUGCUUUUGAAGGGAUGUUUCCCCCUCAAAUAACAAUUCAAGGGGAAAUGAGCCGUGCGAAAACGUCAUUUCCGGAGGCCGGCUUUGACGAGGCAGAAACCCAAGAAGAAAGGAGUGAAGGAAAGAAAAAGACUGAGUGUGAUGUGUGUGGGAAAAGCAUUAGUAAAUCGCACCUUAACGAACACAAACGAACCCACACAGGGGAGAAACCGUUUCAAUGCUUGGAGUGCGGGAAGAGCUUCAGUCGGCGGGAACACCUUACUUCUCAUCAGAGAACCCACACAGAGGAGAAGCCCUACAAGUGCUUGCAGUGUGGGAAAAAUUUCAAACACAGGAAAAAUAUGACAUCCCAUCAAAUUAUACACAGUAGGGGGCUAACCUGCAACUCCUCGGAGUGUGGAAAUUGCCUCAGUCCCAGCCUUACCUUGCAGCACCAUGCUCUGGAGAAACCAUUUGGAUGCUCAGAGUGUGGCAAGAGCUUCAGUCGGAGCACAGACCUGAGGUCACAUCAGAGAAUCCACACAGGGGAGAAACCGUACUCGUGUUCACUGUGUGGAAAGAGCUUUACCCACAGCCGAAGCCUGAGCUCCCAUAAAGUCACGCACACAGAGGGAAGACCGUUUGAGUGCUCAGAGUGUGGCAAGAGCUUCAGCCGGAACACCAGCCUUACUAUUCACCAGAGAAUCCACACAGGGGAGAAACCGUAUACAUGUUCCCUGUGCGGGAAGAGUUUCAGUCACCGAAGAAGUCAUGCAAUCCACCUAAAAGUCCAUGCAGGGGAGAAACCUUUCACAUGCUCAGACUGCGGGAAAAGCUUCAUAGGGAUAUCGUACCUCAAGACACAUCAGAGAAUCCACACUGGGGAGAAGCCGUAUACGUGCCCCGUGUGUGGGAAGAGCUUCCGGUGGAGCACACACUUCAAAGAACACAAAAAAAUCCACGUGGAGGAGACUCUGGCGAAUCCUAGAAAUGCCUGGAUUGUGGAGAAAACUCCCAGGAGAACACAGAUGGUCGUGUCAGGGGAUUCACUCCCAGGAGAAAGGAGAUAUACAUAGACUAGUGCUUUUCUGCCCAACUAUACUGUCUGACAGAGAAUUCACAACAGGAGAAAGAGUGGGUGGGGUGAAGUGAAGGAGACGAUUUGCUAGCUCCGCCGGAGCUCUUUUUAUUAGCACAAAAUGUAGAACUAGACAAAUACAUUUUGGACUGUGCCCUUUCACAUCCUCCAAUCACGAGGCUGUGGGGUGGUACAAAGUUAUUUUGGUACCUGUUUUCACAGCAUCACUUUCCCCUUGAACAAAGUUUUUAAUCUAAAGCAGACAAAGGUCACAGACAGGGCACGGCAAACCAAAUAGGAAGCGAAGGGUGAGACCAACGGCAUGGCGUUCAGACAGUUGCGGGCCUGUACCUGGGCGGUGGUUUGCCUCGCACCCAGAGGUCAAGCCUUGGCUUAUCUGCGGGCGGUGGCGUGCCUCGCACCCGUGGCCGAUUCCUACAGUGGGGUGGGUGGGUGAGCAAAUAUAUGCUCAAACUGUGGCAGAAAACUCCAUCAGUGUGCAAGCUAUAGAGAGAACGUGAGCAAUAAAUAUAAGAUACAGUGGCACCUCGGUUGUCGAACGCUUCAGGAAUUUGGCUGGGGAGCCACAUGACAUGCUCAGAAGUGUAAUUAUUGCUUAGAGGUUUAUUACGAUGCCAAUACUUCGUGUUCUAUUAGCUAAUCUUUUGGGGUCCUAUCUAUACACCCCAAAGGGACAAGCUUUGCUUGUUAACCUGAGAAGCUCUCCGCAGUGGGACUCUAUACCUCCUCUCUGUCACGCUGAUCUGUGCUGGAUGUUUAUGACGUACAGUGGUACCUCGACUUACGAACGACUCGAGUUACGAAGGUUUCGACUUAUGAAUGAAAGCCGCGGCCGGUUUUUAGAUGUGGUUUUUUUUACUUACGAAUUUUUAGAUGCGGUUUACUCGACUUACAAUUUUUUUGGAUAUUUGCCCCCCAAUGCAUUCCUAUGGGGAAAGCCGCUUUUUCGACUUACGAAUUUUUCGACUUACGAAUGUGCCUUCGGAACGGAUUAAAUUUGUAAGUCGAGGUACCACUGUACUUUCAUUCCUUUUUCCCUUCCCCUUUAGCUUGGCAAGCAGGUACCAUUAGAAUAAUAAAAAAGGAAUCUUGGUUUGUCUGUCCGCUCUGAUUCUUUUGUGUCCUUUAUUUAGGUGGGUAAUAUUAAGUGUUGUGUUGUGCCUCUAUCUCUUUCCUGUUGUUUGCAGUGUUCUGUUUUAGUUUAGUUGUUUGUACCAAUAAAGCGAUUUUAAAUAGAUUUCAUGUCGUCAUUGUCAUCGCUAGUGACCCAAAUGAAUGACAUUAUUCUUAUUCUUAUAUCCUGCUUUUUUUCUUAGACUGGAACUCAAGGCAGCCUACACACAUUGAAAAAACACAGAUAAAAUACAGAAUGUUCAAAGCAUAUACAAUAGUUUAAAAGGAAUUAAACUGCAAUAGAAUUGAAACUAUAUAAAAAUUCCAUGCAUGUCCAUGGGGG